AUGUUAGUAGUAAAAUUAUUAUUAAUAUUUGCUCUUUUAUCUAAUGUUGAAUGUAUAAUAUGUAAUAAACAUAUUGAGUAUAGAGAAUUUGGAAAUAUUAUUGAAAGUAUACCAGAAAGUAAAGUUAAUUGUAGUGAAAAUUAUUGCACUCAUGUUACUAUAGAUAUCCAUGAUAUAUUUACAGGAUAUGAAUGGGGAUGCCGUAGUGAUAUGGACAUUAUUUUAAAUAAUUUAUUAAUUGCCUCCCCAGGUAUGAAAAAAGAAAUAGAUAUUAUGAAAAAAGCUUGUAAUAAUUUAACAUCAUACACAGGGACAGUCUUGAACUUCCUACAAAAGUGGGAUGAAUGGACAUGGAUAAAAUUUAUUAGCAAUUUAGCAGCACUAACAUUUGUUAUAUGUAUAUGGAUUUUACAUUUAAUUGCUCAUUAUUUUGGAAGAACCCAUUUACAUAAAAUUGUAACAAAAUUAGAAGUAUAUCCUAAAGUUAGUAUUAUCAAACCACUAGUAGGAAUAGAUAAAAAUUUAAAAGAAAAUUUAAUAUCAAUUUUUGAAUUAAUAUACCCAAAUUUUGAAAUAAUUUUUUGCCUUCAAUCAAAUGAUGAUCCAGCUUUAGUUAUUGUUAAAGAAUUAUGUAAUAUAUAUUCUUAUAUACCAACAAAAAUAUUUAUUGGUGGUGAGAAAAUUGGUUCAAAUCCAAAAAUAAAUAAUAUGAUGCCUGGUUUCAGGAGUGCAACAAGUCCCUUCAUUCUUAUAUCAGAUGCUAAUAUUUUUAUGGAAAAAUAUUCACUUACAGAUAUGGUUAGUUGUAUGAGUGAUAAUGUUGGAUUAGUUACACAGAUUCCUUUUUGUAAAAAAAGAGAUGGUUAUGUUGCUGCAUUUGAAAAAGUAUUUUUUGGUACAAGUCAUGCAAGAAUAUAUCUUGCUGGAAAUUUUUUAGAAAUUACCUGUUCAACGGGGAUGUCAGCUCUCAUCCGAAAAUCUGUCCUAGAUAUGUGUGGUGGUUUACAAACUUUUUCACAAUACCUUGCUGAGGAUUACUUUCUUGGAAGAGCAUUUUUAAAAGAAGGUUACAAGUCUUGUAUUUCACAUAUUCCAGCAUCUCAAAAUUCUGAACCAACAACAAUUAGAAAAUUUAAUGAUAGAAUAUGUCGAUGGAUGAAAUUAAGAAUGGCAAUGUUAUUUCAUACAUUUCUUUUGGAACCUCUUCAAGAACCAAUAAUAUGUGGAAUAUUAGGUGGUAUUUCAUUAAAUUAUUUUUUCAAUAUUAAUAUAUUUUUUUAUAUUAUUCCUCAUCUUUUAUUAUGGUGUAUUUUUGAUUAUAAUUUAUUAAGAAUACUUGAUAAUUCAAAAAAUAAUGAAAUUCCAUUUUAUUAUUUUAUUAUAUUAUGGUUAUUACGUGAAUUGACAUCAUAUCCAAUGUAUAUUAGAGCUUUAUUAAAUCAAAAAAUUAAAUGGAAAACGGGUACCUAUCGCUUGGCGUGGGGUGGAAAAAUAAAAAAAGUUUAUGAAUAA
This is a messenger RNA of Strongyloides ratti, 1512 nucleotides long. Its product is annotated as Ceramide glucosyltransferase. Gene Ontology annotation, molecular function: ceramide glucosyltransferase activity. NCBI's taxonomy places the organism in Eukaryota, Metazoa, Nematoda, Chromadorea, Rhabditida, Strongyloididae. Gene Ontology annotation, cellular component: membrane. The record is from RefSeq and is a predicted model, not a curated record. Gene Ontology annotation, biological process: glucosylceramide biosynthetic process. Bases 1 to 1512 code for a protein of 503 amino acids. The transcript has 5 exons.